Stylonychia lemnae is the source of this 1236-nucleotide messenger RNA. NCBI's taxonomy places the organism in Eukaryota, Ciliophora, Spirotrichea, Sporadotrichida, Oxytrichidae. The record is from the annotation of a GenBank genome assembly.
AUGAAUUAUCCUAGAGAAUUAUUUGUCCCCUCAUCUAGCUACUAAAAGCAAAGAAAUAAGAAGGAUCAUGAAGCUUCGAGAAUGGCUGAUUUUUUAAAUCAGAAUAUUUAAGAUUCAUCUACGGUCAUUGAUGUAGGCUGUGGAAAAGGAUAUGUUUCUUUAGAAUUAGCAGAUCUGUAUGUUAAAAGAUAGAGUGAGAACAAGCUGAAUAUAAUCAUGGUAGAUGGGCAAUAGAAUAAUAUUCAGAGUUUAAAGCAAGAAUUUGAAAAGCGAGAGAAAUUAAAUGGUUAAAUUCACACUGAACUUCACACUAAAUGGAUUAACUUACUCAAUUAUAAGGACGUUAUUCCGGAUUUAGGUUAGAAGAAUUAGAUUACAAUAACUGGUAUACAUCAAUGCGGUAAUUUGAGUAGCUUGUCAAUUCAUGAGUUUUGCAAAAAUGCCAACGUAAACUAACUAGCCAUAAUCGGCUGCUGCUAUAAUUGCUUAACAGAGAGGAUGAAUUAUGAAAUGAUUAAGAGCAGCUAAAUAUUUUAAUAGUACACUAAUUCCUUGUAAGUGGAUGAGGGCAGCGGCAGAUUAUGGGACGACUAAUUCGUAGAGUGCAAACUAGAGUAAGAAAUCAAUCCUGAACUUGUUUUUGGAUUCCCUAUUUCUAGACAUGUUUGGCAAUAAAUGAAUCUGAGUCAAUUAUUCCUUGGUAGAAGCGUAAGGAACGCAGCUACAGUAAGUUUAAAGUCUUAAAAACUACUAAAAAACUUUGAUGAUACAAUUACAAAGCUAUUUUAUCGAGCAGCAUAUGAAGCAAUAAUUUAAGACAAGAAUGCAAUCUCCACCCUUUAAGGUGAAGAAGAAAGCAAUAGCUUAAAAUAAAAGUCAUAUGAUUGUGGAGGAUAAGUUCAUAAGCGUCGUAGAAUUAAGAAGAUUAAGGAAUUAGAUUUCAAGGAAUAUGUGGAGUAAAUUAAUCUGGUUAACUCUUAUUAAAUUGACAUGGAUAAAAUUUAAUCGGAAUUCGACAAAAAUUACAAACCUUUAAGGAAGAAAUUUGAAAUAAUAUAUAUCCUAAAAGCAUUGCUAUCUCCUCUGACAGAGUCACUAAUCGUUCUCGACAGACUUAUUUAUAUUUAGGAAUAAGGAUAUAGUGAUAGCAAAAUUAUAGAAAUUUUUGAAAAGUAACUUUCUACCAGAAAUUAUCUCAUUUAUGCGAAAAAGCCAUCCUCUAAAUUAGUUCUCUGA